AUGUCGCUACCACAGGCAUUGCACCUCUCGGCUACCCUUGCUCUAGUCAGAUCAAAACCGAAACACCUAACCAUACAGACUCUCCGCGCCUCCAUUGAAACCAUUCACCACGAGGGUCAGACUUUGCGACAUCUCAAUCACUCUGCGUUGUGGCAAAAACAGCACGACAGUCUGCACAAAGUGCUCGGGAAAGAGCAGGACGCCAUGUUCGUUCUCCAGAAAGAGAAUGAAGCACUGCAAGCUCAAAUCACCCAGCUUUCGGCACGGUCAAAGCCUGGUCGAAAACGCAAGAUGGCAGAACAAGAAGAACCCGAGACAGUCAAGAAGAUCAAAGCGGCCUCAAUCGCCAUAGCAGAAUUUGGUUCCGCUGCCGAUGUGGAUCCAGGUCUCGAUUCCCUGCGCCAUGUCAAUUUCAACGCUGACCCAUUCUAG
Molecule: messenger RNA, 432 nt
Organism: Aureobasidium uvarum
Lineage: Eukaryota; Fungi; Ascomycota; Dothideomycetes; Dothideales; Saccotheciaceae
Source: the annotation of a GenBank genome assembly